AUGGCUCCAACUUUCAAAUCGGUAGCAGUCCUACGUGGUUACCUUGAGGACGACACAGAAUGGCACACAUGCCUCGAAGAAGCAGCUCUAUCAAGACAACCAAAACAAAUGCGAUCACUGUUUGCAACAAUUCUCAUUUUCUGCCAGCCAACAGAACCUGCAACCCUUUUCAACUCCUUUCAAGUCCCAUUGUUAGAGGAUAUUCGACACUUAACACCACAACUCACUGAUGCUCGCAUAACACAGCUAACCCUCGAUGACAUCAACAACUUCCUCCUUCGUCACAACAAGACAUUAUCAGACUUUCCAACCAUGCCACAGCUAUCCAGUACACUCUAUGAUCAACAAGCUGCAAAUCCACUUCAGACCUACAACGCCCUAGAAGAAAAAGAAAAAGCUGACAGGAACUGCGCCCUUCUAAAUGAUGACCAGACCAAAAUAUACACUGCUGUCAUGAACACAGUCACUUCACAAAAUUCGGCAUUCUACUUCAUCGAUGGCCCGGGAGGUACAGGCAAAACCUUCCUAUACAACACCAUUCUACAUCGGAUCAGAUCUAUAAACUUGAGUGCAGUAGUCCUCGCAUCAUCAGGAAUAGCUUCUGAAUUACUGAAUGGAGGCCGAACUGCGCACUCAAAGUUCAAAAUACCCAUCCCAAUUCAGCCGAACAGCACAUGCAACAUCACCAAAAAAUGUGCAUUAGCAACUGAAAUAAAAAAUGCUGCAAUUAUCAUUUGGGAUGAAGCACCUAUGAUGCACAGGCAUGUUUUUGAAGCUGUCCACAGAACCUGCUGCGACAUCAUGGAAGUAGAUGACAGUAUACCAUUUGGAGGAAAAACUGUGCUUUUAGGCGGCGACUUCCACCAGAUAUUACCAGUUGUGCGCCAUGGUAGAGAAGCCGAUGUUCUCGCAAGCAGUUUAAAGAACUCCUUCCUCUGGCAAUAUGUACACAUUCAUCCCCUCACAGAAAACAUGCGCACCAAACAGAACCCUCAGUCACAACAAGAAGCAAAUGACUUCCAAAACCUCCUCCUUGACAUUGGAAAUGGCACCAGGACAACGUACCCCAGCAUUGGACCCUGCAUGGUACAACUUCCUCCAAAUAUCUGCCUUGAUCCUGUCCAAGGAGGCCUAACAGCACUCAUUAAUGCCAUCUUCCCUGAUCGAAACAACAUUGACUACUCUCGAGCAAUACUCUGUGCUACAAAUGAAGAUGUUGACAACAUCAACAACACCAUCAUAGAUACAACCCAAAAGGAUACAGUUACGUACCUCAGUGCAGACUCAAUCACUGAUCCCUCCCAAGUCUUCCUAUAUCCUGUUGAAUUCCUCAACACAUUAACUCCUCCAGGUCUACCACCCCACAACUAG
Molecule: messenger RNA, 1371 nt
Organism: Lineus longissimus
Lineage: Eukaryota; Metazoa; Nemertea; Pilidiophora; Heteronemertea; Lineidae
Product: ATP-dependent DNA helicase pif1-like
Exons: 1
Coding region: 1-1371 (456 amino acids)
Biological process (GO): DNA repair; telomere maintenance
Molecular function (GO): DNA helicase activity
Source: RefSeq, a predicted model, not a curated record